This is a messenger RNA of Magallana angulata, 548 nucleotides long. RefSeq names its product perlucin-like protein. NCBI's taxonomy places the organism in Eukaryota, Metazoa, Mollusca, Bivalvia, Ostreida, Ostreidae. Bases 88 to 537 code for a protein of 149 amino acids. The record is from RefSeq and is a predicted model, not a curated record. Gene Ontology annotation, molecular function: signaling receptor activity. The transcript has 4 exons.
UCUAGUUUAAUACAGGGAAUACCAAUUACUUUAUUGUGUUCGAACAACUUGCAUUUUGUGUUGUAAGCUAAUUUCGUUGAAUCCAAGAUGGAUAGUCCACUUUGUCUGUUUCUGGUUAUUUUUGCUUUGGCUGAACGAACAUCAGCAGGCCGAUGUCACAAUGGAUGGGCACCAUUUCAAAGUAAUUGUUACUAUUUCUCAACCUCAGUAACGACUUUUAAAGAAGCAAUGAUUAACUGCUACGGAAUGAGUGCAAGUCUUUUAGAGUUACAAACGUAUUCGGAAGAAAAUUGGCUGAAUUUACAAAUUCAACUUAGAGGCAACAAUCACGGAGUAUGGCUAGGGUAUAGUGACAUUCAAAAGGAAGGCCAAUUCGUGACCCUGUCUGCUGCCAAAGUAUUACAGUACACGAACUGGUCUAAAGGAGAGCCUAACAAUGUCAAUGGAAUCGAACAUUGCACGGGAUAUUUCGUAAACACUAAAAGCUGGAAUGAUUGUAUUUGUGCAGGACAAUUACAUUAUGUAUGCAAAAAAUAAAGAAAAAAAAA